Messenger RNA from Hyla sarda, 1296 nucleotides. RefSeq names its product vomeronasal type-2 receptor 26-like. Gene Ontology annotation, biological process: G protein-coupled receptor signaling pathway. The record is from RefSeq and is a predicted model, not a curated record. NCBI's taxonomy places the organism in Eukaryota, Metazoa, Chordata, Amphibia, Anura, Hylidae. Gene Ontology annotation, cellular component: membrane. The transcript is spliced from 3 exons. Gene Ontology annotation, molecular function: G protein-coupled receptor activity. Bases 1 to 1296 code for a protein of 431 amino acids.
AUGAAAAAGGAAGAGAUUUCUCGACACAAUUCGCUCAAGGACUUGUACACCAAGCAAAGGAAACAAGUUCAAAGUCUUGCGGACAUUUUCUGGAAGAGGUGGAGACAGGAAUACCUGGUGAUCUUCCAGCCAUGCAAGAAAUGGCAAGAUGACAAGCCCAAUUUACAAGUUGGAGACUUUGUCCUACUGAAAGACUCUCAGGCCCACAGGAACGAGUGGCCUAUUGGACUCAUUGUGGGGACUGAUCCUAGUAGUGAUGCUAGAAUCCCAGUAUCCCGGUGCUCAGACCCUUGUUUACCUGGAAGCCGGAAAAAGGUGGGAAAAUCAAUCCAUACCUGCUGCUAUGACUGCGUCCCAUGUUCAGAAGGAGAGAUCUCUAAUAUAACUGACUCUGAGAACUGCAUGAAAUGCCAAAGUGAUGAAUGGCCAAAUCAGAAGAGAGACCGAUGCCUGCCCAAAGUCAUGGAUUUCAUCUCUUACCAGAAUGACACAAUGGCUUCUGUGUUCUCAUGUGUCUCCAUCUUCGGAUGUCUUGUGACUGGCUCCAUAUUUAAGAUAUUUAUUUCUUACCGGGACAUUCCUAUUGUUAAAGCUAAUAACCGGAACCUGAGUUAUCUCCUCCUGGUCUCCAUCCUCCUCAGCUUCCUCUCUGUCUUCUUGUUUCUUGGUUGUCCCAGUGAUGUCACUUGUAGAUUACGUGAAACCAGUUUUGGAGUCUUCUUCUCUGUCGCCGUCUCUUCGCUUCUCGCCAAGACCAUUAUGGUUUGUGUUGCUUUUAAGUCCACCAAGCCUGGAAGUCCCUGGAGAAAAUGGCUGAGUGUGAAGUUGCCCUAUACCAUAGUGUUGUUGUUUUCUUCCAUUCAAGUUGGAAUCUGUGUUAUCUGGUUGUCUAUCUCUCCCCCAUUCCAGGACCUGGACACUCAGUCUUAUCCUGGGAAGAUCAUCAUUCAGUGUAAUACAGGUUCAGAUAUCUGGUUCUACUCCAUGUUGGGUUAUCUGGGGUUCCUGGCAGCGGUGAGCUUUGUUUUGGCUUUCAUGGUGAGGACAUUACCGGACACUUUCAAUGAAGCCAAGUACAUCACCUUCAGCAUGCUGCUGUUCUGCAGUGUCUGGAUCGCCAUGAUCCCGGCUUAUCUGAGCACCACAGGGAAAUCCAUGGUGGCUACGGAGAUCUUUGCAGUAAUGGCGUCCAGUGCUGGACUUUUAGGGUGUGUGUUUUUCCCAAAAUGUUUUAUCAUUUUAUAUAAAUCUGAAAUUAAUAGAAAAACGGAUCUGCUGGGGAAAAGGAAGGAAUGA